Messenger RNA from Cyphellophora europaea CBS 101466, 810 nucleotides. RefSeq names its product mitochondrial genome maintenance protein. Bases 1 to 810 code for a protein of 269 amino acids. The transcript has a single exon. Gene Ontology annotation, biological process: interstrand cross-link repair; recombinational repair. Gene Ontology annotation, molecular function: single-stranded DNA binding. Lineage: Eukaryota; Fungi; Ascomycota; Eurotiomycetes; Chaetothyriales; Cyphellophoraceae. Gene Ontology annotation, cellular component: mitochondrial chromosome; mitochondrial nucleoid. The record is from RefSeq and is a predicted model, not a curated record.
AUGGCCUCAAAAUCCCCAGCCGUCCGAGUCCUGAGCAUGGUGCGCAGCUCGCCUGCUAACCCACGCUAUGCCCAGUUUCAGCAUCGCCUCUCUACUCGCACUGUCUUCACAAAAUCUACGCCACGUCAAGCUCAGCCUGCUCCUUCACCUGCAACGUCUGCCACCUCGCCGAAGGCGCAUGCGCCCCCGUCCGCAUCGAAACCCGCCGACGUUGCUCUCAAUUUCGAGGACGAACCGAUCAAGCUACAAGAAGAUGAUCCGAGUGGAAUUGACUGGUCUUCGUCAUUCAACGGCCUGUCCGUACAACCAUUCUCAAAAGAAGCCGCAGAUGUCCUCCUCGCUCCAUUAGUCAAGAAUGAUGUCGAGAUCAAGCCCGAUGGCAUCAUCUACCUUCCCGAGAUCAAGUAUCGUCGCAUUCUGAAUAAGGCGUUUGGGCCUGGAGGCUGGGGACUGGCACCGAGAGGCGAGACAAUCGUCACCGACAAAUCUGUAACAAGAGAGUAUGCAUUACUGGCCCUAGGGAGGUUGGUGUCCAUCGCUCGUGGCGAGCAGGACUACUUCAACAAGGAUGGUAUUCCUACGGCCUCCGAGGGAUGCAAAUCAAACGCUUUGAUGCGAUGCUGCAAAGACCUGGGCGUCGCAAGCGAGCUUUGGGAUCCCCGAUUUAUCCGAGAAUUCAAGGCAAGUCAUGCUCGCGAGGCCUUUGUGGAGCAUGUGGUCAACAAGAAGAAGACCAAGAUUUGGCUGCGCAAAGGCGAUGCCGUACAAUAUCCAUAUAAGGAAACCAAGUUUGGUGCUGCAUCAGCCUGA